AUGAAUUUGUUAGGAAGUGUGAUCAUUUGUACCGUCCUAUGGGGUUUUGUUUUGGCACUGCCAUUGAUAAGCCUUGAGGAAACUGAUCCUGAACUGACAGCUGGAUUUGUAGAGGGCGACAUGAUUUUAGAUACUGUUAGCCGUAAUGGUUUGCGUGCUGAAGUUUACAGAUGGCCCAACAAUACGGUCUACUAUAAAUUCUUUACAGAGUUUGACCAGGAACAUCGUGACCAUAUUUUACGUGGCAUGAAAAUGAUUGAGGAUGUUUCCUGUAUUCGCUUCGAAGAGGCAACCAAAAAUACCAAACGAUUCGUAAAUAUUACUGGUAAUGCAGGUGGUUGCUCUUCUACUGUCGGAUACCGCAGUAAGGGAUCCCAGUCAUACAAUUUGCAGCUGUAUCCCUUGGAUAAGGGCUGUUUCCGUUUGGGUACAAUUAUCCAUGAAUUUUUGCAUGUCCUUGGUUUUUAUCAUAUGCAAAGCACUGCGAAUCGUGACGAGUAUGUAUUCAUCAAUGAAACGAAUGUCAAGGAUGGCAAACUUCACAAUUUCAAAAAAUAUGACGCCGAAACUGUCGAUGAUUUCGAUCAGGGAUAUGACUAUGCCAGUGUUUUGCAUUAUUCCGCAUUUGCCUUCUCGGCUAAUGGUGAAAUGACCAUUGUACCAUUGAAAGAUGCAGACGCUGCUGCUGUUAUGGGCCAGCGUGUUGGUAUGAGCCAGAGUGACAUUAAUCGUUUGAAUUUAAUGUAUCGUUGUCCGGUUAAAGUUUAA
Molecule: messenger RNA, 768 nt
Organism: Musca vetustissima
Lineage: Eukaryota; Metazoa; Arthropoda; Insecta; Diptera; Muscidae
Product: seminal metalloprotease 1-like
Exons: 2
Coding region: 1-768 (255 amino acids)
Biological process (GO): proteolysis
Molecular function (GO): zinc ion binding; metalloendopeptidase activity
Source: RefSeq, a predicted model, not a curated record